AUAGAAAACUAACCAAUGACAAAGUAAACGAUUGAAUUGCUUGUCAUCGCCGCCGCAAACUAAAAAUAUUACCUGAAAAUUAAUGUAAAAGUGCUAAAUCGAGGUUUUAUUAAUCAUUUGGUUGAAUAAGCAAUCACAAACAUGAGUUCUAUCGGAACGGGUUACGAUCUUUCUGCCUCACAAUUCUCGCCUGACGGCCGAGUAUUCCAAGUGGAGUACGCUGCUAAAGCCGUAGAAAACUCUGGAACAGUGAUCGGUCUACGAGGGAAGGAUGGUGUGGUGUUUGCUGUGGAAAAACUCGUGACUUCAAAGCUGUAUGAGCCUGGUGCAAACAAGAGGAUAUUCCAUGUUGAUGAACAUGUUGGCAUGGCAGUAGCAGGUCUCAUUUCCGAUGCAAGACAGAUUGUGGAAACAGCUCGCUCUGAAGCAUCCAACUACAGAUCUCAGUAUGGUGCCCAAGUACCACUGAAGUACUUAAACGAGCGAGUGUCCAUGUAUAUGCACGCUUAUACAUUGUACAGUGCUGUCCGUCCAUAUGGAUGUUCCGUUGUCAUGGGAACGUGGAAUGAUUAUGAAGGCCCCCAGAUGUACAUGCUUGAUCCCAGUGGAGUCUCAUUUUCUUACUUUGGAUGUGCAGUGGGCAAAGCUAAACAGGCUGCCAAGACUGAAAUUGAAAAACUGAAACUGGCCGAUCUCACUGUCAAGGAACUGGUGAAGGAAGCUGCUAGGAUUAUCUACCUUGUGCACGAUGAACUCAAAGACAAGCAGUUCGAGUUAGAGCUCUCAUGGGUUUCCAAGGACACAAAGGGAAAACAUCAACUUGUGCCCAAGGAGCUGUCCAGCGAAGCCGAGAACUUGGCCAAACAGGCCUUGGCAGACAUUGAGGAUUCCGAUGAGGGUGACAUGUAAAUGUGUUAGAUUAUAAUAAAUUUUUACAAUAUUA
This is a messenger RNA of Helicoverpa armigera (cotton bollworm), 943 nucleotides long. It is a transcript of the gene Prosalpha7, whose product is annotated as proteasome subunit alpha type-3. NCBI's taxonomy places the organism in Eukaryota, Metazoa, Arthropoda, Insecta, Lepidoptera, Noctuidae. The coding region runs from base 142 to 909 and encodes 255 amino acids. Gene Ontology annotation, cellular component: proteasome core complex, alpha-subunit complex; synapse; nucleus. The record is from RefSeq and is a predicted model, not a curated record. The transcript is spliced from 5 exons. Gene Ontology annotation, biological process: proteasomal protein catabolic process; ubiquitin-dependent protein catabolic process.